Didymodactylos carnosus is the source of this 960-nucleotide messenger RNA. The record is from the annotation of a GenBank genome assembly. Lineage: Eukaryota; Metazoa; Rotifera; Eurotatoria; Philodinida; Philodinidae.
AUGUUGACCUUAGAAGCACUGCCCGAUGAAAUAUUAAUGCUUAUUAUUGGAUAUAGUGGAGAUGUUUAUAAUGUACUCAAAGCAUUUCUUGGACUAAAUCAACGACUGAAUAAUAUUCUCAUAGACAAACGUUUACAUCUACUUGCCGACCUAUUAAUUAUCGCAGAAGAUGAUAGAAAGUUUGACUAUUAUUGUAGGUGUAUAUUUCAAAAAGUAUCCCAGAGUGACAACAAUCGAUGUCAAAUAGAAGAACAAAUUCGGUCAUCUCUUCAGUCACUAGUAUUACUCCAAAUGAGAGACGGAUAUACGAGCUUGGAACAAGAAAUAAAAUCGCAAACCGAGCACAAUGAAUUAAUUCGUGAACAACUUAUAAAUGGUGAGGCUGUUGCGGUUGACAAUGAAUUAUAUGACGUAUUCAGGAACUUGGAACAUAAUUCGAUGAAUGCGGCUCAUAUUGAACAAACGCGUUCACUCAUCAGCUCACUUAUAAUGGCUAAAGGUGCAAGACUUAAAUGUGACGAUUAUGAAUUGGCCAGAUUUAACUUUGCCAAAGCUGUAAAUACAUUUUUAUUAUUCGCUAUUGCCAGUCCAACAAAACUUAAACAGACGGAGACAGUAUUUAAAGCAGGUUUUGUGACUGCUGAGGAUGAAUUCGUAUCAUCAAUGGACAUAUCUAAUUUUGUUGGGAAUGAUAUUAUGUUUUUGGAUACCUUCCAUCGUUUGGGAUUUAUAUCAUCAACAACUGGAAUGAAUUGGAACUUAUUAUCCAAACAAUCCAUGGUUAAUGUUACAAAAUCUCAACGCUUGAAAAUUGUUCAAGAUGCAGCUGGUCAAAUACAUCGCCACAUUUCGUAUUUCCAACCGUAUGGUGAUUACCGACGACAAUCAACACUCGGUGUCCUCAAACGACCAUUUACGGAAAUACAUAAAAAUGGCUACCUAUUGUGUGUCUGGUAUUAG